Lasiosphaeria miniovina is the source of this 2508-nucleotide messenger RNA. RefSeq names its product Hsp90 protein-domain-containing protein. The transcript has 3 exons. The record is from RefSeq and is a predicted model, not a curated record. Gene Ontology annotation, cellular component: perinuclear region of cytoplasm; cytosol; plasma membrane. Gene Ontology annotation, biological process: cellular response to heat; protein folding; protein stabilization. NCBI's taxonomy places the organism in Eukaryota, Fungi, Ascomycota, Sordariomycetes, Sordariales, Lasiosphaeriaceae. Gene Ontology annotation, molecular function: ATP binding; ATP hydrolysis activity; ATP-dependent protein folding chaperone. The coding region runs from base 164 to 2269 and encodes 701 amino acids.
AAAAAUUUGACUUUGCUUGUGCAAAUCGCCCGUUCUAUUCUUCGUUUGCGUCAGCUCCCCCACUGUGCAGAUCUCUCCAGCGCUUAGCAUCGAGAAUUCACUACUCCAAGAUCCCGAGUACUGAUACCAUUGUUCCUUCAGACAACCAAGCCUCGAAGUCAAGAUGGCCGAGACUUUCGAAUUCCAGGCUGAGAUCUCUCAGCUUUUGGGGUUGAUUAUCAACACUGUCUAUUCCAACAAGGAGAUCUUCCUCCGGGAGCUUGUCUCCAACGCCUCCGAUGCGCUCGACAAGAUCCGGUACGAGGCCCUGUCCGACCCCAGCAAGCUGGACUCGUGCAAGGACCUCCGUAUCGACAUCAUCCCCGACAAGGAGAACAAGACCCUCACCAUCCGAGAUACCGGUAUUGGCAUGACCAAGGCUGACCUCGUCAACAACCUCGGAACCAUUGCCCGUUCCGGUACCAAGCAGUUCAUGGAGGCUCUGACUGCUGGUGCAGAUAUCUCCAUGAUUGGACAGUUCGGUGUCGGUUUCUACUCCGCAUACCUUGUCGCCGACAAGGUCACAGUCAUCUCCAAGCAUAAUGACGACGAGCAGUAUAUCUGGGAGUCGAGCGCUGGUGGCACCUUCAACAUCAAGCCUGAUACGGAUGGCGAGCCGCUCGGCCGUGGUUCCAAGAUGAUCCUGCAGCUGAAGGAUGAGCAAACCGACUUCCUCAACGAGAGCAAGAUCAAGGAGGUUAUCAAGAAGCACUCCGAGUUCAUCUCGUACCCCAUCUACCUCCACGUCAAGAAGGAGACCGAGACUGAGGUUCCCGACGAGGACGCCGAGGAGGUCGAGGAGGCUGACGACAAGAAGCCCAAGAUUGAGGAGGUCGAUGACGACGAAGAGGACAAGGAGAAAGCCAAGAAGACCAAGAAGGUCAAGGAGACUAAGAUUGAGCAAGAAGAGUUGAACAAGCAGAAGCCCAUCUGGACUCGUAACCCGCAGGAUAUCACCCAGGAGGAGUAUGCGGCCUUUUACAAGUCUCUCUCCAACGACUGGGAGGACCACCUUGCGGUUAAGCACUUCUCUGUGGAGGGUCAGCUCGAGUUCCGGGCUAUUCUCUUCGUGCCCAAGCGCGCUCCCUUCGACUUGUUCGAGACAAAGAAGACCAAGAACAACAUCAAGCUCUAUGUCCGCCGUGUCUUCAUCACGGAUGAUGCCACCGACCUCAUCCCUGAGUGGCUCAGCUUCGUCAAGGGUGUUAUCGAUUCCGAGGAUCUCCCGCUGAACCUGUCUCGUGAGACUCUUCAGCAGAACAAGAUCAUGAAGGUUAUCAAGAAGAACAUCGUCAAGAAGGCUCUUGAGCUCUUCACCGAGAUCUCCGAAGACAAGGAGCAGUUUGACAAGUUCUAUAGCGCCUUCUCCAAGAACAUCAAGCUUGGAAUCCACGAGGAUUCCCAGAACCGUGGCGUUCUUGCCAAGCUCCUCCGCUUCAACUCCACCAAGUCGGGCGAUGAGCAGACCUCGCUUGCUGACUACGUCACCCGCAUGCCCGAGCACCAGAAGAACAUGUACUACAUCACUGGCGAGUCGCUCAAGGCCGUCUCUAAGUCGCCAUUCCUUGACUCGCUUAAGGACAAGGGCUUCGAGGUUCUCUUCCUUGUCGACCCUAUUGACGAGUAUGCCAUGACUCAGCUCAAGGAGUUCGAUGGCAAGAAGCUUGUGGAUAUCACCAAGGACUUCGAGCUCGAGGAGACUGAGGAGGAGAAGAAGGAGCGGGAGGCUGAGGAGAAGGAGUACGAGGAGCUCGCCAAAGCCCUCAAGAACGUGCUCGGAGACAAGGUAGAGAAGGUCGUUGUCUCGCACAAGCUCGUUGGGUCCCCCUGCGCGAUCCGCACUGGUCAGUUCGGCUGGUCUGCGAACAUGGAGCGUAUUAUGAAGGCACAGGCCCUCCGUGACACUUCCAUGAGCAGCUACAUGUCGUCCAAGAAGACGUUUGAGAUCUCGCCCAAGAGCCCUAUUAUCAAGGAGCUCAAGAAGAAGGUUGAGACCGACGGUGAGGGUGACAAGACGGUCAAGUCGAUUGUGCAGCUUCUGUUCGAGACUUCGCUGCUUGUCUCGGGCUUUACGAUCGAUGAGCCCGCUGGUUUCGCUGAACGGAUUCACAAGCUCGUUUCCCUCGGCCUGAACCUCGAUGAGGAGCCGGAAGCCGAUGAGGCGACCCCUGCCACGGCUGACGUGCCUGCCGCCGAGACUGGCGACAGCGCGAUGGAGGAGGUUGACUAAACGAUGAACAUGACUGGGAUUUACGAAAAGUGCUUCGGAUGGAGUUGGACGGGUUUAGCUUUGACACUUUUUUUACCCACCUGCAUGCAUCAAUAUCUUAUUCCAUGAUUCCUUCACAGGCCUCAUUGCUCUGUACUCUUAAUUAAGUUAAGGCACGGGUGGGAGGUGUUAUCCAUGGUCUUUUAUAGGGCAUGAAUACAACACGGAAUUAGAUUUUGCAAUUAAUUAUCUUCUAACGA